AUGUCACGCAAUCGGUUCCAAUUAUUGCUAAAAUUUAUUCACUUCGCCGACAACGUGAGUGCCCGAAUUCCGGGAGAAAUAUUGGCUGUUGAUGAGAGCAUGAUUCCCUGGCGAGGAAGGCUCCAGUUUCGUCAGUAUAACCCUAGGAAAUCUCACAAAUAUGGAGUAAAGGUGUACAAGCUCUGUGACACUAAUGGAUACACAUACACCAGCUCAAUUUAUGCCGGAAAAUGUGAUAAUAACAAUCAGAGAGGAAGACCAACUGAAAGCACUUCACACAGCACCCAAAUUGUGUUAGACCUUGCUGAUCGGUAUUUGGGCAAAGGCAGAACAAUGACCACCGAUAAUUUUUAUACAUCAUUAUCGCUGGCCAAGCAUCUGAUUGAGCGUGAAACACACCUAGUUGGAACAUUGCGAAAAAAUAGAGCUGGAAAUCCAAAGGAUGUGACAAACGCUAAACUAAAAAAAAACGCUAUUAUUGGGCGUGAAAACUCGGGAAUAGUGAUUGCAAAGUGGAAGGACAAACGUGACGUGCUUAUGCUUAGCACGAAGCACGACUUAGAGGUUAUUUCCACGGGUAAGAAAAAUCGCAACGACGAUGAUAUAAAGAAAUUGAAGAUGAUCAUGGAGUACAACAAAGGCAAACAAGGGAUAGACAUUUCAGAUCAAAUGGCUUGCUAUUUCACGCCAUUACGUAAAACAAUAAAGUGGUACCAUAAGAUCGCAUUCGAGUUUUUACUAAGUACAUCUGUUGUAAAUGCAUUGGUGAUUUUCAAACAGUUCCAUAAAAAUGCACAAAUACUUGAAUUUAGACAAUCGAUCUGCGAAUCUCUUUGUCAACUUGAGUUGGAACCAUCGACUUCUGCCAACAUAAAAGUCAACCAUGUUAUAAAAGAGUUUGAAACUCGAGACAAAACAAAUCGAAAAACUCGAAAACGUUGUUCCAGUUGCUACAACGAUAUUCAGGAAGAGGAAGGCAGAGUUGCAGCUCAAAAAAAGGCGAAGAGGGUGUCCACAUAUUGUGACAGUUGUGAUGGUAAACCCGCAUUAUGCUUGGAUUGUUUCACCAAAAAACAUUAA
This is a messenger RNA of Eupeodes corollae, 1080 nucleotides long. Its product is annotated as piggyBac transposable element-derived protein 4. The record is from RefSeq and is a predicted model, not a curated record. NCBI's taxonomy places the organism in Eukaryota, Metazoa, Arthropoda, Insecta, Diptera, Syrphidae. The coding region runs from base 1 to 1080 and encodes 359 amino acids. The transcript has a single exon.